Messenger RNA from Papaver somniferum (opium poppy), 519 nucleotides. RefSeq lists its product as uncharacterized. The transcript has a single exon. The coding region runs from base 1 to 519 and encodes 172 amino acids. NCBI's taxonomy places the organism in Eukaryota, Viridiplantae, Streptophyta, Magnoliopsida, Ranunculales, Papaveraceae. The record is from RefSeq and is a predicted model, not a curated record.
AUGUCUCAAUAUGGCAAAUCUUUAAUGAUAAAGACUGCUACAAAUACAAUACCGACAUAUUCAAUGAGUUGUCUUCAAAUUCUAGCAAAGAAAAUAAAAAAGAUUGAUGCAGUAAAAAGGGACUUAUGGUGGGGAUUUGAAGAAAAGAGAGGUACAUAUUUUACAUCGUGGAAGAAUUUAAGUCUUCAUAAAAACCUUGGUGGUCAGGGUUUUAGAGAUUUAAGAGUUCUUAAUCAAUCUCUAUUAGUCAGAGCAGCGUGGAGAAUAUGCAUUAAUGUUUAUGAACAAUGGGUUAAAGCAAUGCAGGCGAAAUAUUUUCCCAGUACUAGCUUGCUUCAUGCUAGUAUUAAAACUAAUUGUUCUUGGGCAUGGAAUGGAAUUCAAAAGCAAGUCAGGUUCAAAAAGCAGCACAGUCGAUGGAGAUUAGGAAAAGGGAAUAAAAUAAAACUAUGGCUAAAUGAUUGGGUCGUAGGCAUGGAUACUCCUCCAGCUCUUAGGAAUGGGGCAUCUGAUUCGUAG